This is a messenger RNA of Sorex araneus (European shrew), 799 nucleotides long. RefSeq names its product gametogenetin-binding protein 1-like. Bases 51 to 728 code for a protein of 225 amino acids. Lineage: Eukaryota; Metazoa; Chordata; Mammalia; Eulipotyphla; Soricidae. The record is from RefSeq and is a predicted model, not a curated record. The transcript has 7 exons.
AGGAGGAAGAGGAGGAGGAGGAGGAGGCAGCAGGAGGGCCCGCCAGGGCCAUGGGGACAGCAGACAGGGCCCCCGGCACCCAGGCCCUGCGGCAGGCCCGAGCAGCCCCCAAGAGUGAGCCCGAGGCCUCCGGCAGGGAGCGGCAGCUGGAGCACACCGGGGCUGGAGACCCCAGGCCAGCCUCCUCCACGGUGGGCGCAGCCGCCUGGAACCACCUUCUCGACUUGUACAAGCAGCUGCAGAAGUCGGCCAUGGCCAAGUUCCUGCAGGAAAGCCUGGCCGGGAAGGAGAAAGAGGAGGAGGGGGAAGAGAAGAAAGACGAGGCAGGCGCGGCCGAGCUCUCCGCCCCGGGAGCCAGCAGCUUCCAGUCACAGCCGCAAGCGAGUUUUCGGUCGACGGAGCCGGCGGGUUUCAUGACAUCGGAGCUAAAGAAGCUUCUGGAAGCUCAAGGGAAGUCCGGCCUCUGGGAGACAGCCAGCCAGGAGGGCGAGGAGCAGCUGGCCUGGCCGGAGAGCUGCCUGGCGGGGCCGUCAGAGAUGGCUGCCAGGGAGGGGCGCUGCCCCCCGGUCUUCCAGGGGCGCUGGCGGGCGCGAGAGCAGGGGCCGCGGAGGGCACCGAGGUACCUUUCCCCACUGGAGGGGCCCCACGGCUACCCGGCAGGGGCGCUGGGCACAGAGCCCGUGCUCCCGGAGGAGAUGGAAGAGCAGGGGCCCUGGGCCGCCAAGUGAGGCGGAGAGCUCGGAGCCACCCGGGGGCGCUCUCCCGGCACCCCAGGGACCCCGUGUCUGCAGACUCGGUG